AUGGUCAUGUCCAACCGCCCUGCCGAAGCCGCAUUCAGCACCGGCGCCAUCAACGCCCGCACUCAGCACACUGCAAAAGCCUCUGAUUCCAUCCACGCUGCACUUGCAAAAAUUAUGCGAGCAACCCCUCACCAUGACGAGCAAGCCACACCCAAACUCUCCUUCCGCCAAAAGCUCCUCCGAUUCCUAAAAAGUGUAUCCCACAAACUCCAUCAAGUCAAUUCUCGGACCCCCAAGCCUACGCCAGCAGCAACGGAGACCUAUCAGACAGAAGGGACAGUUUUCAAUCUGCUAUCACAUAUACCGGUGAUUGAUCUGGUCAUGCAGGAUGAGGAUGAGAAGGAUGAUGACGAGGGUGAUGAAAGACAGCCAAGGAGGGCCAUGGAUCUUGGGACACAUGUGGAAAUGAUAGAGGAGUUUCGAAAGGCGACUAUGCACACAACUGCGGUGGAUCUUCCGUGCGAUAUCUGGCACGCCACGCUGCUUAGGAGCAAAAGGUGGUAUUAA
Messenger RNA from Paraphaeosphaeria sporulosa, 507 nucleotides. RefSeq lists its product as uncharacterized. The transcript has a single exon. NCBI's taxonomy places the organism in Eukaryota, Fungi, Ascomycota, Dothideomycetes, Pleosporales, Didymosphaeriaceae. The record is from RefSeq and is a predicted model, not a curated record. Bases 1 to 507 code for a protein of 168 amino acids.